Messenger RNA from Cimex lectularius (bed bug), 4038 nucleotides. It is a transcript of the gene dtn, whose product is annotated as transmembrane protein 132C. The record is from RefSeq and is a predicted model, not a curated record. NCBI's taxonomy places the organism in Eukaryota, Metazoa, Arthropoda, Insecta, Hemiptera, Cimicidae. Bases 90 to 3176 code for a protein of 1028 amino acids. The transcript is spliced from 14 exons.
UCGAGGCUGAGGCAGUGUUAUCCGUAACUUGGCGGCAGAGCGUUGUGUCGAAGUUUUCUCGUGAGAAGGGAGAAAUGUGAGCAGUUCAAAUGGAGCUUUGGCUUGUCAUCAACCUCCUCUCGAUCGUAUGGGGCGUAGGUUGCAGCGUCGACGUCGUUUUGGAGAGCCCGGAAGGCGGCUACUUCCUCAAACAGUCCCUGACGAGGGCGCAGCCCCCUGAACCUCCUGUACCAGGGCCACCGGGUGCCGUCCUGACAACGGAGAGGUUCGCCGUUUUUCAGACUUCCAGACCGUUGGCUGUCAGGGCGAGCUAUGGGCCUUUUUCGACCAAGCAGACCGUUCCGGCAAGGAGCCUCGUCGCGGAGCCGAGCAGCAACACUUCUGAUCUAUCUUGGGGCAGACAUCUCGAUUUGUCCGCUCAUCUAGUCACCAAAACGGUGGAACGAGACUGGCCAGUAGUAAGAGUGGUGAUGCACACUGGCGCCGAGCCGGGUGCACAGCGGGUUUGCGCCGUCGUCCAUGCCACGAUGGGAGAAUCAAGAGUUUCCGGUGCGUGUUCUCCUGACAGUCACGAAGGCAUGUGCCUCGUCGAACUCGUCUUGCCGUGGUCGUGGUGGCCGCCGUUGCCCGCCAGAAGAGCCAAACCAACCAAAACACCACCGAGACUCGUCACUUUAGCUUAUACAGUAGUCGAACCAGUACGAGGACCUCAGUGCACCCCGAAAGUAAUGAUACAAAGUCUCACUCCCUUAGGUACUGUACAAUUAGUGCCAGCAAGCCAAGCGUACAACACGAUCAGUACGGACAACCACGUUACCAUGCUCAUGCCUCAAAGGCAUCUCUACCCAACGAGCAAAAUACACGUGCCAACUUAUGUCACGAUCAAACCACCUGCACACGUAACCGGAUUCAUGCUAAGAGCCCGUGUGAAGAGUGGAUUAAAGGUUCUUGGAGCUGAACUUAUUUCGCGGGAGGACUGGAACAUGACUGUUGAGAUAAACACAAAGCAGUCUGUUGCAACUGUGACUGUAAUUAACAAGCAACAGCAACAAGACAUUGUACCAAGGACCGAAGAAGUGUUCGUGUGGAUCAUUGAAGUGGCAGGAGGUGGGCUAACAGGACUGUGGCAAGAAGGAAAAUUAGUAUGGAGUGUGAGGUACUUGAAUGAAAGAGGACAUCCGUCUACCAAUCCACAUCAUCAUGGCAAGCAUAAAGCAAGUGUGCGAAUACACAUUAACAAAGAUGACAUACACGCUUUGAUCCCGAUAUCAAAGAACUGGGAAGUUGUAAACAGUGCUGUUUUAACCGGAAAGCAAGUUAGCCAAGGGAUGAAGGUUGUCAUGGUGUCACACGGAGGUCAUCUAGCCGAUGUGACCCUUCAGGCAACUUGCCACGUGCCAGAUGACAGUGUCAUCAAAGUGUCAUCGUCUUGCAGUUCAGUUUAUGUCGACGGAUCCGAAGUAAGGGGUUCAGCGAAUGCAAGUGUUGUUGUGAGUUAUGGAAGUCUGGUAGCACUUGCGAGUUUCACUGUAUGGAUGCCGGAGCUGCCGGUUGAAGUGUCCUUGCCUGACACAAGGCUUAGUCAAGUCAAAGGUUGGAGGGUUCCUGACACUAGAUCUGGAAAAAUGAAAAGAAGCCUUCGAACAGACACUUCACUAUCGAUGCUUACAGAAGAUAACAACUUGGAGAAACCAACAGCUUGUAGGCUAAGAUACCAACAGACAGACGUAGAGGUUUAUGCCAGAUUUGUUGCUGCAGAUCAUGAUUCUGGCCGGGUGUCAUACCUUGUCAAUAGGCGCACAUGGCUAAGGGUUACUCAGCUUGUUUUAGGUCUUUUGAGAGUAUCUGAUACAAGGAUUGCUACUUUGCAAGGUAACAUAUUGCAAGGAAGAGCACCUGGAAGAACAGAACUUCAGGUUGUAAGUGCUGUAUCUGGAAGAGUCCUCGGUGCUAAAGAAGUUAGAGUUUUGAGCGACAAAGUUACUAUUACGAAACUUAGCGCUAGUGUGGUAUCAGGGCUCCAGUUGGCAAUUUCUCCAGAUACAGGUGUCGAUAAUGGGUAUAUAGCACAAGCCUCAGUCACUAGAAAGCUUACAGCGCAAUAUCAGGAGGGAUUACUUGACAUGGAAUUGGUAUUUUCUGAUGGAAGCACAACGUCCGUUUCUUCGAUUGAAAGAGAAGACUAUCAUUUAAUGGUUGAAACUGAGAGACCUGAUAUUGUCGCUUUUGCACCUCAAACACCAAUGUCACAGCCGAGAGUUAUUGCAGUCGCUCAGGGAAAAGGGAAUCUUUUAACUGUAACUAUGCAUCCUCCGACUUCAUGUGGUUCAAAAGUCCCGCUUUCUUCAACACGCGCACAUGUUGACAUUGACUUCAGCUUAGGACUUUCUGUCACCCGGACAGAGCUUGUUCAGAAUGAUGGCGGUGCUAACAGGGAAAUAGUAGCAGACCUUCACGAUCUUAUUGGUAAGGGAAUUCCAUUAAAGGAUGAACACAAUCAUGAACCGACAGUUCAAGCUAGACAACACCACGGCUCAGGAGGGACGUCGACGGGUGUAACAGUGUCUAAAAAUCAUAUAUUAACACCGCUAGAAAUCGGGAUGUAUGUCCUCCUGGCUGCUUUCUGUUUCGCCAUAGUCGUAUUCGUAGUAUCCUGCAUUGUGUACGCUUCAAAGUUCAAAGCAGCAGACGGCAUUGGGCAAGAUCUUCACCAUCAAUCGGCUCACCAGCAGAACCAACAGCAGAGGAGGCAGCCGCCGACUCAAAAUGCACAUGACUGGGUCUGGCUUGGAAGGUCCACGCUGCACGUAACGGACAACCCCAUGUUCCAAGGAAACUCAUUUCACAAUCCAAACCAUUUCGAACACUCACAUCACCACCAAUGGGAGAGCAACAAUGAAAGAAUGAUGGAUAGGAAGGAGGUGGUACCACCUGUGCCACCUCAUGGGCCGGGAGUACUUGAGGAUUAUCGUCCACCUGUGCCACCACACAGGAAGCCCAUGGUUGUAAAGCACCAUCAUCACCACAAGGGCAGAGGGAGGAAAAGGGCAACCGUCGUCGGUAACCCGAUGUUUAACGACAAUGAGACAGGGCUGGCACUAGAAGAGCUCAAUCUCGGAAUGGACUACAACCAGAUCAUGCAAUAUUUUGACAAUCUGAAGGAAUCCAACGCCUGACUCUUGCACCACUCACCCCGGCAGUACCACUUUUGUAACACCCGCUUACAAUAUUGACAAUAACUGUAGUGCUUACUGCAAGUUCUGUCACCCUCUUCUACUACUAGAUGCUUUUAAAAAAAAUUUAUUUAAAAAAAAGGCAAAAAGAAAAAAAAUUAAUGACAAAACCUCUAGAAUUUUUCAUAAAUGUAAGCAAUAUGUGAGUGGUAAAUUUAAGAUUAGCCGGUACUGUAGAUAGAAUACUUAAGAUAUAUCCUUGGUGCUUUGGUAAAAAAAUUGUGUCCUCUUUGUCUGCUUCGAAUCACAUUACUUUUGUGAUGUACCACCUACUGUUACCUGAUAUGUAAUCUCUUAUUUUUAUAUAACUGUAUGAUAUUUUUAAUUUUAAAUUUUAUUGAUUCUAUGGUGGUAUGUCUGGGAGUAACCUGGCGUGUCGUGUCUCACAUGGUAUACUUCGGCGAUAUUAACCUAAUUAGAUAACCAGUUAGUUUAGGUACAGAUGUCUGUACUUGUAAAUUGUAAUUUAUAACAAAGUGAGCGGUGUAAAUCUCUGCUAUGUAUACUCUGUGGAUACAAUCAAGUUGUAUAGGUCGUUGAAUCAUUUUUAAAGGGUUGUGAACCAUUAUCUAGUCAAACAUUGCACAAGCUUAAGAGCAACUUCUCGUCAAUGACUGUGUCUAUGAUGAGUUUUAUUUAUUUAUUCUCAGCUGGGCUAAGAGGCUAAUGUUCAGGCGUACAAUGUGAAAUGAAUUUUUUCUCAAUGUGUUUGUAAUAAUAAGGCUGAUGUUGUUAUCAUUGUUUUUAAGUUAGUAGGAACUUACUGAUGUUUAAAAUCUCUUGUAAAAAAAAAAAAAAAAAAAAA